AUGACUGACCAGAAUGCUCACAACGUCGAAGAUCGCAACGUGUUCGCCAUCUACGUAUCCUAUUACGUGAAAGUUAAGCUGCUCGUGGGCAUGAUGGGUGGCGAGGUGAGCUUGAAGUUACCCUUCACCCUCAUGCACACCUGCUCCGACAUGGAACACGCCGAGUGCCUCACCAAGGUGGUGCCAGACGUGAAACCCGACGUCGAGUUGCACGUGAAGCCUGACGUUGAGUUGCACGUGAAGCCCGACGUUGAGCUGCACGUGGAGCCUGAUGUGGAGCUGAGCGUGAUGCCUGAUGCGGAGUUGCACGUGAAGCCUGCCGCGGAGCCCGACGAAACGCUGGGACAAUGCGAGAAGUCGGUGAAGCCAGAGAAGGACGGAACGUGAGACAAGGAGCAACAGACUGUAGUAGAAAUCAACAAGAAACACACAUCCGACCAUCUAGUUGAGCACGAAGUAGAAGACGUUCGAGGAGAACUGUCUAAGAAAUUGGGACCUAACCUCAUCCAACGUGAUCUAGAUGAAAUAGUUACCGUAGCGAGAGAUCCCCAAAGGGUACCAGAGGAAUUGAAA
Molecule: messenger RNA, 573 nt
Organism: Phaedon cochleariae (mustard beetle)
Lineage: Eukaryota; Metazoa; Arthropoda; Insecta; Coleoptera; Chrysomelidae
Source: the annotation of a GenBank genome assembly